This is a messenger RNA of Thermothelomyces thermophilus ATCC 42464, 1324 nucleotides long. RefSeq lists its product as uncharacterized. The transcript has 5 exons. Bases 84 to 1109 code for a protein of 341 amino acids. Gene Ontology annotation, biological process: ribosomal large subunit assembly; maturation of LSU-rRNA from tricistronic rRNA transcript (SSU-rRNA, 5.8S rRNA, LSU-rRNA). The record is from RefSeq and is a predicted model, not a curated record. Lineage: Eukaryota; Fungi; Ascomycota; Sordariomycetes; Sordariales; Chaetomiaceae. Gene Ontology annotation, cellular component: nucleolus. Gene Ontology annotation, molecular function: rRNA binding.
CAGCAACAUGCGCAUCUGCAUCUGGUCGCAUCUCUAGAACCGCCAAUUGUCGUCCCCAUUUUCGACAAAUUCCCUCAACAAAUAUGCUGCGCCAAAUAAAACCCCGGAAUGCCCGCUCCAAGCGGGCCCUCGAGAAGAGGGCGCCCAAGAUCGUCGAGAAUCCCAAGAAGGCCCUGUUCCUGCGCGGCACCACUUGCAGCCAAAUCACCCAAGAUGCCCUCGGAGACCUGUAUGCGCUGAGGAAGGACAACGCCAAACGUUUCCAGAAGAAGAAUGCCAUCCAUCCCUUCGAGGACGCCAGCUCGCUCGCCUUCUUCUCGGACAAGAACGACUGCAGCCUGCUCCUCUUCGGCAGCAGCAACAAGAAGCGCCCGCACACCAUCACCUUCGUCCGCACGUUUGACUACAAGAUCCUCGACAUGCUCGAGUUCUACCUGGAUCCCGAGUCCUUCCGGAGCCUGUCCCAGUUCAAGACGGAGAAGAUCCCCAUCGGGAUGCGACCGCUCAUGGUGUUUGCGGGGACCGCCUUCGAAUCCCCCGUGCCCAACGCCUUCACCAUGGCCAAGUCCAUGCUGAUCGACUUCUUCCGGGGCGAGACGACGGACAAGAUCGACGUCGAAGGGCUGCGGUUCUGCGUGGUGGUGACGGCCGACGAGCCCACCGAGUCCGCCGCCGCCGCCGCCGCGGCGGACCCGUCCUCGGCGCCCGUCCUCCGGCUGCGCGUCUACGCGAUCCGCACCAAGCGCUCCGGCCAGCGGCUGCCCCGCGUCGAGCUCGAGGAGCACGGCCCGCGCAUGGACUUCCGCCUCGGCCGCGUGAAGGAGCCCGACGAGGCCCUCCUCAAGGAGGCCAUGCGCCGCCCCAAGACCAACGAGGAGCGCACCAAGAAGAACAUCUCGACCGACCCCAUGGGCGACAAGAUCGGCCGCAUCCACAUGGGCAAGCUCGACCUCAGCGGCCUGCAGACGCGCAAGAUGAAGGGCCUCAAGCGGUCCCGCGACCAGCACGACGAUGCCGAGCGGGACGACGACGACGACGAGACGGUCGGGACCGCCAAGGCCGCGCAGGAGCAGCAGCCCACCAAGAGGAAGCGCAAGGUCAAGGCUUAGCUUAGUUGGUUGAUUCACGUAAUCAAGAGGAGGGGGAUGGAGGGGGAAAGGUUGUUCAGUUCUGAUUCUUCUUUCUCCCUCCCUCUCUCUCUCUCUCUUCUUCAAAACUUAACGCGGGCGUUUGGAGUGAGGAGGGGACCGGAAAAAUACAACGGCGUCAUGGACUCUUUUGUGGCUCGAUAUAAAUUGGGGGGGUUGGAGGUGUUAUUCACCAU